This is a messenger RNA of Lonchura striata (white-rumped munia), 854 nucleotides long. NCBI's taxonomy places the organism in Eukaryota, Metazoa, Chordata, Aves, Passeriformes, Estrildidae. The record is from RefSeq and is a predicted model, not a curated record.
CCAGCGGCCAAAAUCGCCGGGAUUUACAGCGAGGCGGAGCCGCCCAGGAAGACGAUGAGGAGGGGGGUGCUGAUGACGCUGCUGCAGCAGUCGGCGAUGACGCUGCCGCUGUGGAUUGGGAAACCCGGGGAAAAGCCCCCGCCGCUGUGCGGGGCGGUGCCGGCCGCGGGCGAUUACGUGGCCAAGCCCGGCGACAAGGUGGCGGCGCGGGUGAAGGCGCUGGAGGGGGACGAGCAGUGGAUCCUGGCCGAGGUGGUCAGCUACAGCCACGCCGCCAACAAGUACGAGGUGGACGACAUCGACGAGGAAGGCAAAGAUUUCGCCAAAUUUUCCAUUUUUUCCCCCAAAUUUCAGCCCCAGGACGAUUAUUCGGUGCUUUUCGAGGACACCUCCUACGCCGACGGUUACUCCCCGCCCCUCAACGUGGCCCAGCGCUACGUGGUGGCCUGCAAAGAAACCAAAAAAAAGUGAAAAUUUGGGUAAAAACACCCAAAAUUCGGGCAAAACCACCAGAAAUUUGGGUAAAAUCACCCAAAUUUUGAGAAGAGCAACAAGGAAUUAGGUAGUGAGAGAAAAAAUGGGGAGAAAAUGGGAUUUGAAAAACAGAAAAUGGAAGAAAAAUUGAUUUUUGGUGGGAAAAAUUAAAGAUUCUUUUGGGUAAAAAUAGGGAUUUUUAUGGGGGGGGUUGGGGGUUUUUUAGGGUUGAAAAAUAGGAUUUAUGUGGGGGAGGGAAAGGGAUUUUAAUAUGGAAAGAAUGUGGGGAAAAUUGAUUUUUUGGGGGGAAAAAUUGGGAUUUUUAUAGGGGGAAAUGGGGAAUUUUUAAAAGGGAAAAUUGGGGAUUUUUUGGGAUAAAA